UCCAUGGACAAAAGCGGGAUGCCCUGGCAUUUGCGCUACCUGGGCCAGCCAGAGAUAGGGGACAAGAACCGUCACGCACUGGUGCGCAACUGUGUAGACAUUGCUACUUCAGACAACCUGACGGACUUUCUGGUGGAGAUGGGCUUCCGCAUGGACCACGAGUUUGUGGCCAAAGGGCACGUGUUCCGCAAGGGCAUCAUGAAGAUCGUGGUGUACAAGAUCUUCCGCAUCUUAAUGCCGGGAAACACGGAGAGCAUUGAGCCACUCUCUCUCUCUUACCUGGUGGAGCUCAAUGUGGUAGCGCCAGCAGGACAGGACGUCGUUUCUGACGACAUGAGGAACUUUGCAGAGCAACUGAAGCCUCUAGUGCACCUGGAAAAAAUUGACCCCAAAAGACUAAUGUGAUUGAAAAGCUGGGCAGUUAAGGCAUUGGUUUUGUUAGUGUUCCUGAAGAGGGUGUUUUUCUAAAAAGCCUUUUGUGGGCAAAUCAAAACAGAGAGAGGGAAAUAAAGGACUGCAUAUCAGUU
Cariama cristata (Red-legged seriema) is the source of this 527-nucleotide messenger RNA. RefSeq names its product mediator complex subunit 18 (gene MED18). NCBI's taxonomy places the organism in Eukaryota, Metazoa, Chordata, Aves, Cariamiformes, Cariamidae. Gene Ontology annotation, molecular function: transcription coregulator activity. The annotation marks the transcript as partial. Gene Ontology annotation, biological process: regulation of transcription by RNA polymerase II; termination of RNA polymerase II transcription. The transcript has a single exon. The record is from RefSeq and is a predicted model, not a curated record. Gene Ontology annotation, cellular component: core mediator complex; mediator complex.